Penicillium soppii is the source of this 1500-nucleotide messenger RNA. Its product is annotated as sugar porter family MFS transporter. The transcript has 7 exons. The coding region runs from base 1 to 1500 and encodes 499 amino acids. Gene Ontology annotation, biological process: carbohydrate transport; transmembrane transport. The record is from RefSeq and is a predicted model, not a curated record. Gene Ontology annotation, cellular component: membrane. Gene Ontology annotation, molecular function: carbohydrate:proton symporter activity. NCBI's taxonomy places the organism in Eukaryota, Fungi, Ascomycota, Eurotiomycetes, Eurotiales, Aspergillaceae.
AUGCGUCUCUCGCCUGCUUGGUACCAGUUCCUGGUUGGCGUGUUUGCCUCUCUUGGAUCAUUCCUUUACGGAUAUGAUUUGGGUGUUAUCGCCGAAGUCAUUAUUUGUCAAUCGUUUACAUCAAAAUUCGGACCAGAUGAUACCCAGAAGGGAUUAGUAGUGUCUCUCUUCACAGCCGGAGCAUGCAUCGGUGCCGGAUUCGCUGGUCCCACGGGUGAUUAUGUCGGUCGACGCAGGACCAUCUCCUUGGGAUGUCUGGUUUUCUGUCUGGGUGGUGGUCUGCAGACUGGCGCUCAAUCCAUCGCCUACUUGUACAGUGGCAGAUUCCUCGCUGGAUUCGGUGUUGGAUUCCUCACAAUGAUGAUCCCCCUGUACCAAGCCGAAAUUUGCCACCCCAGUAUCCGUGGCCGAGUCACAGCCCUGCAACAGUUCAUGUUGGGAGUUGGUGCGCUGUGUGCUACUUGGAUCGGAUACGGCACUUAUACCGGUAUUUCUCCCGAUAAUCACGCGCAGUGGCAGGUGCCUCUUGGUAUUCAGAUGGCCCCUGCGGUGUUCUUGGGUCUUUUGAUCUCUUUCUUCCCUGAGUCGCCCCGUUGGUUGAUCGAUAACAACCGCGCCGAGGAGGGUCUGCGUACAUUGGCGAAGCUGCAUGCUCACGGCAAUGAGAACGACGCCUGGGUGCAGGCAGAAUUCGCCCAAAUCCAAGAAACCAUCACAUUCGAACAUGAGCACGAGGCCAAGUCGUAUAUCGAGCUAUUCACCAAUCGCUCCUCUUUCCGUCGGCUCUUCCUCUGCUGUGCUCUGCAGGCUUCUGUGCAGAUGACUGGUGUAUCGGCAAUUCAAUACUACUCAGUCGAUAUCUACGGCCAAAUCGGCAUCUCCAGCGAAGACACCCUCAAGUACCAAGCGAUCAACUCAAUCAUUGCGCUCGUAGCGCAGUUCCUCUGCAUGAUGUUCAUCGACCGCUUCGGUCGUCGCUGGACCCUGAUCUCCGGAAACCUGGGCAACAUGGUAACCUUCAUCGUGGCAACGAUCCUGCUCGCCAAGUUCCCCCCAGGCAACAAUAACACCGGCGCCCACUGGGGGUUCAUCAUCAUGACCUGGCUAUACAAUUUCUCUUUCUCGGCAACGUGCGGACCUCUCUCGUGGAUUAUUCCGGCGGAGGUGUUCGACACCCGCACGCGUUCCAAGGGUGUUUCCAUCGCAACUAUGCUUUCGUUCGCUUUUAACACGAUGAUUGGCCAGGUCACGCCUAUUGCCAUGACAAACAUUGGGUAUCGGUACUAUUAUGUCUUCGUUAUUUGCAACUUUACCAAUGCAGUCUUCUUUUGGCUGUUGUUGCCGGAGACUAAGCAGGUGCCGCUUGAGGAGAUGAACCAGAUGUUCACUAAUGCUCCUUGGAUCGUGCCGGGCACCCGCAGGGAAGAGUAUAUGAGUCAUGAUCUGGAGAGGAAGGUUGAGGCGCAGGAGGUUAAGCAUGAUGCUAUGCAUGUUGAGUAG